AUGAAGCUCCACCACCUUGGCCUGGUUGCUUUGAGCUCAAACAGCUUGGCCCAGUAUAUUGAUAUUGGAACCUUGCUGGAUCCAGUUCAGCCUGUUCUGUUUCCCGAUGCUGAGAGAGCAAAGAACCCUCUGGCUCAUCUUGGAGCCAAUGGGCCAUGGCACAUAGGCCCUGAUAUUACUGGCAUCUCUUCUGAGAUUCCCGACGGUUGCGUUGUCGACCAGGCUGCCUACGUAUCCCGACAUGGAUCCCGUUACCCAGAUUCGGGCGCUCACAGCUCGUGGGUUGAAAUGGCUCGUCGUUUCAAAGAGAGCAAAUACACUGCCACUGGUCCCCUGGCAUUCUUCCACACCUGGGACACUCCCCUGACCAAUCCCGACAUGCAAAUCGCUCAACUCAGCAAGACUGGCUACAAGGAGUUGUUCGAUAUGGGAUAUACUCUGCGCAUCAGAUAUCCUGACCUCUACCAAGAGGGUGACAACUUUUACGUCUGGGCUAACAACUACACCCGCGUUCUCCAAACCGCCAAGCUCUUCGUCCACGGCUUCCUGGGAACCAACUCUUCACUGGGAACUGUCGUCUCCGUUACAGGCAAGGGCAUGCCCGCCCACCUCGGAGACACGCUUGCUCCUUCGGAUAUGUGCCCAGCUUUCAAGGACGACAGCGACAAGCAGCAGGCCGCGUGGCGGGCUACUUGGCUGCCGCCGUUCAAAAAGCGACUUUCUCAGUACAUCAAGGGAGACCUUCAGCUUGAUGACGCUCACUGGAACGAUUUCCCUUACAUCUGUGGUUUCGAGUCACAGAUAACCGGUCGUCUUUCGCCCUUCUGCAACACCUUCACUCAGAAGGAGCUUGAGCAGUACGAGUAUCAACAAGACUUGAGAUAUUACUACGGCGUGGGUCCUGGAGCGAACGUGGCGUCCAAGAUGAUGGUUCCCUUCCUCAAUGCUUUGGUUCAGAGAUUCGUUGCUGGCCCAGAUGCUGAGGGCGUUGACUUUGAGGGUCGUCCUUUCAAGCUUCCCAAGCUACUGAUGAGCUUCCUCAACGACGGCCAGUUGAACGAACUGGCUGUAGCAACUGGCGUCUUUGACAAGCAGAAGCCUCUUCCACUCGACAAAGCCCCUAAGGAUCGACUCUGGCGCAGCUCCAACAUCUCACCCAUGCGAGGCACCAUUGCCUUCGAGCGGCUCAGCUGCCCAGUGAAGGGAAACCCUCACAAGCCCAGCAACAAGAAAGACACUUUUAUCCGAGUUCGUAUCAACGACGCUGUCUAUCCUGUGCCCUCGUGCCAGGACGGCCCGGGCAAGUCUUGCUCGGUGAAGAAGUAUGCUCAAUACUUGGAGAAGCGACUCGGGAAGGACGGAAACUUUGCCAAGAUCUGCAACGCCACUGAUGCUGCUACACCCACCAAGGUCCUUGGAGCUAGUUUCUUCACUGACUUGGCUCAGCCGCACUUGCAGCCGGUGAAGCCUUAG
Molecule: messenger RNA, 1473 nt
Organism: Fusarium keratoplasticum
Lineage: Eukaryota; Fungi; Ascomycota; Sordariomycetes; Hypocreales; Nectriaceae
Product: 3-phytase
Exons: 4
Coding region: 1-1473 (490 amino acids)
Cellular component (GO): fungal-type cell wall
Molecular function (GO): acid phosphatase activity
Source: RefSeq, a predicted model, not a curated record